Oncorhynchus mykiss (rainbow trout) is the source of this 2001-nucleotide messenger RNA. The record is from RefSeq and is a predicted model, not a curated record. NCBI's taxonomy places the organism in Eukaryota, Metazoa, Chordata, Actinopteri, Salmoniformes, Salmonidae.
GUGAGAACACAGGACUAAUGGCAUUAUGAUGGGCCAUAACAAGGGAGCUGGGCUUUAUACCCACGGAACAUAAACCCAUUAUGACUUUACCACCACAUGUAGUGAAAGCCCCUUGUUUGGCUAGGUAUUAUUCUGUUGAUACAGGGUAGCUCUCAAACUCACAUCCUCAGAGCUUAGCAAAACUCUAUAGGACUACUUCAAAUGUCUUCACCACCUUUCAAACACUCACCUGUAAUAAACGUAAACCCUUUGAAGUUGUCAAUGUCAAUGGAUCUUAUGACCCAGCAGGUGUAGUUCAGUCUGGGCGGUUCUUGAUGUUUAAAGAAAGAUGUUUUUAUGGUAUUAUGUCAUGUUUUGUGUUGAUCCCAGGAAGAGUAGCUGCUGCUUCAGCAACUGCUAAUGGGGAUCCUAAUAAAAUCCUAAAUGCUAGGUGUGAUAUACUGACCAUUAUCAUGGGAAUUAUGACACCUUCCAAGAGGUGAAGGCUGGGUUGGUUAUUUCUUAUAAAAGGCUGCCACCAACUCCAGUGUCUCGUAGCCCAGACUGACAGCAAGGUUUCCAUUUGGAACCUUGAACCACUAAAAUAUAGACAACCAAUUGAUUAUUGAUUUAUUUGCUGCGGAAUAAUUAGUGUUUUCUGAAUCUGGAACAAAAUAUCAAAGAUUUUCUCUUUUUGUUGGGGAAAAAUGACUUUCUUCAUCAACUUUGUGUUUUUGUCCACAUUUUCUGCCGUGGCUUUGUCUCUUCCAUUCCCUCACAACUCCAUCAAGAGCGUUCCUAAGAAUGGCGCGAGCCGGGACUUUGAAUCAUCCGGUAACGGUCCAGUCGACGAACAGGAGCCUAUUCGGGGAACGGUCAAAGUAGUCAAACUCAACCCCAAUAACCUGGGUCUGUCGGGUCUUUUUAGACGAGGCGGGAUUUUCCCCCGGGGUGCGCCCGGUCCGAGGAUGCCUUUCCCAGCCUUCUUGUCCAUGGGUCGCCCUGGCCCUCUUGCGCUCCCUGACAAAGCAGCUGCGGUGCCUCUGCAUCCACUGUCACAUCUGCACCACGACAGUCAGGGCAAUGGCGGGGUGGGUAUGAAGAAGAGGCAAGGAUUUGAGAUGUGGCAGAGGGCCAUGGAUAAGAGCGACCACAGUAAGACCAUGUCCAUGUCGCUGCCCCUCAGUCUCAAAGACUCUGCCAACAGACAGAGCUGCGCCGCGGUGCCUUUUACUCAGCGGAUAACGUCCGAUGGCUGCGACGCGGUAACAGUCCACAACAAACUGUGCUUCGGUCAAUGCAGUUCGCUGUUCAUUCCCUCUGGUUGGGAGUCUGCCAGGCUGACGGGUGCAGGGGGACACCGCCGUGCGCCAUGUUCCCGCUGCGCUCCAUCCAAGGCUCACACGGUGACGGUGCCUCUGCGCUGUGGGAUGGAGGUGCGGGAGAAGCGCGUGAUGGUGGUGGAAGAAUGCAAAUGUGAAACUGGUCGUGAGGAGGGGAAUAUCGAGGCUGUGGCCUCCAUGCACUUGUAACUGAAGAUACUGUAGUUUAAGGGCGACAUUUUCCAGGUGCAAAAGCUCUGUGCGAAUUAGAAAACGCACACUGCGAAAUUAUAAGGAAGUUUAUAGUAUUUUUUGCACAUUGCAACGCAACAUUCUUGCACUACGACAAUAUCGCCCUAAAUACUUGUUUCCCCCCUCACAGCACCUGCUCUAGCCUAUUUUGAUGACUCUAUUCAUCAUUUUUGGACAGAAAAUAUUUAUAUUGUGAUGUCAGAUGUGGACAUUGAUUAUGUGUAUUGUAUGUGUGAGUCUGAAUUUCUAAUUCAGAGAAAAACGAUUUGGAGGCAAGUGCCACCAAUGAUUGUUGACAAGUGACUAACAUUUUUAGUCAUGAACAUUUCUGUUCAACCCUGUGGCAGAAUGAGUCAUCCACUCCACAGUGUAAUCAUGUUGAAUAACUUGUUUAGUUUCAUCUGAACUGAACUGCAUUUUGUUUUUGUGAAAUAAAAAUGUCAAUCUA